Molecule: messenger RNA, 552 nt
Organism: Lachancea sp. 'fantastica'
Lineage: Eukaryota; Fungi; Ascomycota; Saccharomycetes; Saccharomycetales; Saccharomycetaceae
Source: the annotation of a GenBank genome assembly
AUGUUCCGUUUUCAAGGCCUUCGAACAGUUGUGCGAUGCUCCGUACCGAGAGCUCGCCACUUCUCCCGUCUCAAUACGACCAUUCUACCUGUUUUUACAAGAACUUUCUCUGUUUCCAGAUUUCAGCGCAAUGAGAUGCCCAAGGACUUGACAGCGGCCGCCAAGGCGGCCGCAGUCAAGACCGACAAACCUGCAAUGAUGAUAGCGUUCACCUGCAAGAAAUGCAACACGCGUUCAUCGCAUACCAUGUCAAAACAGGCGUACACAGGUGGAACGGUUUUGAUCCAGUGUCCGGGCUGCAAGAGCAGACACUUGAUUGCAGACCAUCUCAAAAUCUUUUCCGAUGACCACAUUACUAUUCAAGACAUCCUGAGCACCAAGGGCGAGUCUGUGGCCCUGACAACAGACGAUUUGGCCUUUGAAGACAUCCCGGAAAAACUACGCUCAACGAUAGGCCAUCAUGCCAAGGAUGCCCCCAAAGACAUGCAGGAGAAGUCUGGAGCAGAGUCCAAACAUAUUCUUCCCGGUAGCAACGACGCCAAUCAGAAAUAA